UACUUUUGCUUUCUUUCAUUCUUUCUUGUACUAUUACAUGUAAUAGUUCUAACAGUUUCUUAAAGUUAAUUUUAUUUUAUAGGUAACUUCAUUGGUUCAUAUGACUAAUGGUAAGGUCUACGAUCCCCUUAUUGGUCAAUGGAUGUCGCCUUUAUGGGAAAAUGUAUUAGGCAGAAUUCCUACACCAACACAUCUCCAUUUAUACAGAUUCAACGGAAAUGAUCCAAUUAAUGUUGAACUCGAUAGGACAAGACCACAAGAUCAUCUUGACUGGUUAAAGAAAAUAGGAAUAAAUUUAAAGAACUUAGCUCCGCAACUUUACCCAGACGAAUUACCAGGUGGACAGAUGCCUCCUUUCCUAUCACAUCCUCCGACAUUUUGGAAUCCGUCCAAGACUGGUCUUAGUAGUAAAUUAAACUCCCAGCCGUCUUCCGUUGAAAUUCAUUCUGGAUUUUUAGCCCAUCUGAAUCUAAGGAAAAUGUUGACAGCAAGGGAAUUAUCAGUAUUUUCUAAAUCUGCUCUUAAAACAAACGUUAUUGACUUAGUGCCGAAGAAAAUCGGAUCAGCGUCUGAUCCACCCUUCGGACGAGGUAUUUUAGUAUCUCAAACUGAAUCAGGACAAGCUAUUGUAUCGAGUGUUCCUGCUGCAAAUGCCAUUUAUAGAGAUGUCUAUACCUCUGUUUUCAACAGAUCUUUUAUGUUACCUUUUACCUUUAUCGUUCAUAACGCACAACAGGAUGCAUUCCAUUUUGUUAAGGAUGAGACGUGGAAGGCCAACGAUGACAAAGGUCAGUUAAAACGUCUUCAAGGUCAAGUAAAUACAACAUUCCAUGAAAUUGCCAAGGAGAACGGCAGUGGUACCAACUACUUCGACGUAAAAAUCCAUGGAUCUAACGUAGUUAUUAAUCUACGUUACGGCACAACUAUAGAAAAAGAAAAACAAAGACUGCUCCAUCAUGCCAAACUCUCAGUUAUCAGAAAAGCUUGGCAUAAGGAAAAAGAAUGCUACAAAAAUGGUUUUACCGGUAGCGUUGAUUGGAGUGUUAGUGAGUUAGAAGAACUUUCAAAAGUUGGUUACGUCAGUAAUUAUGAGGGGGAAUAUAUUCACGAUGUACAGCAAUACCCAGAACUUGCGGAAGACCCGUACAACGUUAAAUUCGUAAAGAAACAAGUAGAGUCUACAAAGAAACGAAGAAGGAAAAGAGAGUUAAGAAAGACCUGCCAAGAUCGCUGGUGGUUCACCUUCGCAGAAGUAUGCUAG
Diabrotica balteata is the source of this 1261-nucleotide messenger RNA. NCBI's taxonomy places the organism in Eukaryota, Metazoa, Arthropoda, Insecta, Coleoptera, Chrysomelidae. The record is from the annotation of a GenBank genome assembly.